Symbiodinium sp. CCMP2456 is the source of this 1982-nucleotide messenger RNA. NCBI's taxonomy places the organism in Eukaryota, Dinophyceae, Suessiales, Symbiodiniaceae. The record is from the annotation of a GenBank genome assembly.
AUGCCCGACCACCGAUGGACCAGCCUGGUAAUCUCCAACAACAACCUCCUCCCGAUGCACAAGGACAACCACAAUGUCGGUUGGAACGCUUUGUAUGGUCUGGGAAACUACUCAGGUGGAGGUUUGUGGCAGGAGACUGGACCAGAGUGGGACCCCGGUGGGAGAGCAGUUCACUGGCGUCCAGAUGGAAAUGGAGUCCUUCGACCAGGGGUGAUUCAUGAAUCGAAAGGCACCCCCGUCUACUUCCCUCCAAAGGUGAAUCAUGCCACCGAGCCCUGGACGGGCAACCGAAUCCUCAUCACUGCAUGGACAAGCCGAGGCCUACCGGAAUGUGAUCCAAAGGACCGGAGGAUGCUUCGACGAUUGCGGUUCCCAUGUCCUUUGAAGAGCGAAGUACAGUGCUUUACGAGUGCAUGUCCAUGCGGGUGCAUCCUGGCUGAGGAAGAUGAAGAGGGCAUGCUUACGGUGGAGCGAACGACUCCGAUAGAUGUCAAGGAGAACUUGGAGGAGAUCCUUAUAGCCGCUCAAGAAGAACUGCGUGAACAGGCCACCUCCCUUCCCCAGGUGAAGAAGUACGACCUUGACCUGCUUUGCCUGGGAGGCCAGAAGCCAAGUUACUUGAGCGAGUGGAUUGCGGGGAAUGAAGGUAAGAGCAGGGCUCUCACAACUCGUGAAUGUGAUCUCAACUCCAAGAAAGGCUCCAGCUUUGCAGAGCAAGUUCUAUCGACGUGUUCUGCGCGAUGGUUGGAGAUUGAACUCCCCUUCUUUCAGGAUGAGAAUGGGAAUGGAAACCUCCAACCAACCGAUGCACAAGAGCAACGGAAACGCCAGAGGAGAAAGAGGAUCAUCAAGAACCUGAUGAUGUUUGUUGAAAAACAUCUCGCCGGAGGAGGGGAGCUGGUGAUCCACGGCCAAACUAAAACCUUGGCCUGGAAGGACUGUGCCUACCUCCCGAUGAAGGACCACGAGAUCCGCAAGGAUGUUCUGAGACCCAAGAAGGCCAAGGAGCAAUGGAGCCAUAUCGGCAAAGAUAUGCUUGAUCAGACUGCCGUUGCCCUGACGGUGGAGAGCAACCUUCCUGUGGAAAGUUUUUCGGCGGAGGAGAAGAAGAAGUACCAGAAGAUUGUGCAUCAGCUGCACAAAAGGGCGGGUCAUCCGUCGAAUCAUACUCUUGCUGGAAUGCUUCGAGCCCGUGGAAUACACAAGGAGGUUGUGAAGAUGGCUUUGGACCUUCAAUGUUCUGAUUGUCAGGAGAUGCGACUUGCAGAUUCUGCCCCGGCUGUUUCUCUUCAUCAGGCGGAUACUCCCUGGAAAGUUAUACAAGUCGACAAUGCUGAAUUGAAGGUGGGCAACCAGGUGACCCACUUCAUGAUGAUUGCGGAUGAGGCAACGCACCUGAUUGUGGCCGCUUACCUGUUCACCAGGAACAACGCUGAGGGAAGGAAUGCCACGGCAGAGGAAGCAGUGACUGCCAUCGAGCAACACUGGGUUCAAACGUUCGGCCUACCAGCCACUCUUCGCCUGGACCCUGAAGGGUGUUUCAGAUCCAAGUUUCUUGAAGAUUGGGCCUCGGAGAGAGGAGUUGAAGUACUUCCCUGUCCAGGAGAAGCCCACCAACAGACAGGCCUGGUGGAAUCUCUAAUUGGCAAGGUGAAGAAAGAUGCGAUCACCUUGUUGGCUGGCGAGAACAUCGAUCCCUUCAGAGCCAUCCUGAAUGUUGUGGCUGCACAUAACACAGUGCACCGCACGAAAGGCUUCUCCCCAGCUCAAUGGGCCUUCGGAAGGGACUUUGGAAGUGAUGGCAGGUUGUUUGACAGCGAACAUGGACUUCCGUGUAUCCAGGCGAAGAUCUACAACGACACGACCUUCGGUGAGAAUCUCAACAUCCGAGACGCUGGUAUGGACUCGGUCGGACUGCUAUGGUUUGGAACGCAGGCCAAUGAAAGUGGUAUGGAUAUCUUCCGCCGGAAGAUUGAAGAGAU